UUCCUCUAACCAUAGUAAAAGCAAACAAUAAACUGACAUGCAAGAAAUCCUUUUGUACGAGAAUCAAGGAAUCUUUUCACUACCCCCACUCCGCAGGAGACACAUAAAAAAGUCCUGGUGUCGCGUCUCUCCGGGCAACCGGAUAACACAUUCGCCGGCUGUUAAAUUCCCGGAAAGAAGGAGGUUGCUACGCGCCGGGAUCGGGGGUACGCCCAUGUUUGUUAUUGAAAACUAAGCAUCAAAUAUGCAUUUAUUGAUAGCAACCUGCCCAUAAAAGGAAAAGGGUUGAUUGGGCUAACACGCUUAAGGAUAUCAUUCAAAUUUGUUUUAAGUUCUAGUCUUUUAUUCAAGUUCUGUAUUCUAGUUUCAUUUUAUUUUAAGAUUUCUUGGAAUAUUCGUAUUGUACUAAUCAAUUUAUAAGGAAAACAUUUUUUGUUCGCAAUUUAAUUUUCUAACAUAGUUAAUUUGUUUUGUGUUACAUGUUCUUUAGCUGUAAUUGGAUUAUGAUUGAUUAUUUAGAUUAAGAUUGUAUUUAGGUGUAAAUUAGAAAUGUACAUAUUAACACUAGGAAAGUAAUUAAAAACAUAAUUUGUAAAUCUUAUUUCAUUAAUAGUGCUACCUACCGUAUUUUGUAUGAACCCUGGACUUCUUUUUUUUAACCAAUGAAAGUAAUAUAGAUUUUAUAAAUAUAAGAUAUUUUAUAUAUUUGAAAAGAGUUUGACAUUGCUUCUACCGAAGCUUAUAUUGCUUGUAUCUAAAACACGUGUUUAGGGUGAAUGAUAUGCAAAGGUCCACCAGGACCUGUUUUUGGAAGGCGGGGGCAACCAAUGGAAACGGCAGAAGCUCGAAAACGAUGGAAACUACUGGAUACAACGGCAAUGGAGGGACCCGGACAUCGAAGGGAUGUCGGGACAUUGGGAAGAAGGGCAGUCGAAAUUUUGAACGAGUCGGAACGGAAGGACCAAGUAGUCGUGGCGAUUUGUGGCUGACGGGCCAGACGAACUGUCGAUGUCAGUUAUAGUCCGGAAUUUUUCUACUUCACACUCGACCCGAUUCCAAAAUAAAAACACUCACACAUUUUUGUAUUCAAUUCGAUUCUUUUGUUUUGUAAAAUCGGAACCGAAGGGUUAGAGCUGGAUACGGAUACGUUACCAUCGUCCAAUCUGCACCACAUAUGGACUUGUCCACGCCCGAUUCCGAGUAUAUAUAGCCACCAAUGUCGAUAUAUAUAUAUAUUCCAUUCCAAUCAAAUCCGUGCAAAUUAAGACGUGCGUGGCCCGCGAGUGAAACAUUCAAAUUUUCAAGUCGCGGCAGCUGAUCCGAAACCUUAUCGGUGGAAAUAUCCUAAUCGAAGGUGGGCCUAGAAAUCCAAUUCCCCAAAAAUAAGCCAUCGAAAGCGGAAUCAAAACGCAACCAGCAACCACGUAAAUUAUAAAGAAUUGCAGGACUAUUUCCGGACUAUUGUGGAGAACUUAAAAGAGAAAGAGGAGAUCAAGCAAGUGGUAGAAUUGGAAAUCAAAACUGGAUCAAAUAUAGAAGGAUUAUCGUGAGGCAUUUCUUUUUCGCGUUUCGUUUUCUGUGUUCCAUUUUCGAGGUCCUGAAAUUGGAGGACAGCUCACCACAUUAACUACAGUUUUGGUUCCAUCUUGAGAUUCGCGUUGCGUUCGUUAUUAUAUAUAUUUUGUAUUUAUAUUGUGCAAAUUGCCAGUUGACUUUCAAUCACACCAUAUCCAUCUAUAAAGUUGCCGGGGCUCCUCGACUCCUAGUUAGCCACCAUCCCACGAAUCCUUCAAAUCCUGCCUCCUCUUUCGGUGAGGCAGCCCCGGUGCGGAUUGGCGCCAGUGCGGGAAGCUGGUGAUGCUCGAAUCGCAUCCUUCGGUCUCUCCCAACUGGAGCCAACUCCAGUGCCAACUACAAUCCCGUCUCGGAUUCAUCGGCACCUCGAAGCUGCCGGUAAAGACGCAGCAUCCCAAGGACAGGCCGCACAACCGGGACAAGGAGAGCGAAAAGGAUAAGCUCAGGGAGAAGGAUAAAGAGAAGGAGAGAGAGCGAGUCAAGGACAAGGAGGAGAUCGAGAGACCAAUGGCCAACCAAAGCAACAUUCUCGCCCACGAGCGACGCAUCCACGAGCUGGACCAAAAUGUGGAGCGCAUCUUCGAUGUCCGAAAGCGCUUGGGCAAGGGUGCUUAUGGCAUCGUUUGGAAGGCCACUGACAAGAGGCACAAGGACACGGUGGCCCUGAAGAAGAUCUUCGAUGCGUUCCGGGAUGAAACCGAUGCCCAGCGCACCUACCGCGAGGUGAUAUUCCUGCGUGCCUUUCGCCACCAUCCCAACAUUAUCCGGCUGAUGGAUGUGUUCAAGGCUGGCAACAAUUUGGAUUUUUAUUUGGUUUUCGAGUUCAUGGAAAGCGACCUGCACAACGUUAUAAAGAAGGGCGAUGUCCUCAAGGACAUUCACAAGCGAUUUGUCAUGUACCAGUUAAUUAAUGCCAUUAAAUACAUGCACUCGGGCAAUGUCAUCCACAGGGACCUGAAGCCCAGCAACAUUCUGAUCGACAGCAAAUGCAGACUCAAAGUGGCCGACUUUGGCCUGGCUCGAACACUCUCCAUGAAGCGGAAAUCCGACUAUGAUGAACUGGAGAACGAGGCCAUGCUGACGGAUUAUGUGGCCACGCGUUGGUAUCGUGCCCCCGAAAUACUGGUGGCCAGUCGCAAAUAUACCAAGGGCAUCGAUAUGUGGGGUCUGGGCUGCAUCCUGGGCGAGAUGAUAAGACAGAAACCCCUCUUCCAAGGCACCAGCACUGUCAAUCAGAUAGAGAAAAUCGUGACGGCCCUGCCGGAUGUGACCCAGCGGGACAUUGAGUCGAUCGGAGCCAGUUUCGGGAGUGUCCUGCUGAGCAAGAAGAUCCAUCGCGACCGUCGCCAUUCGCUGGACGAGAUGCUGCGGAACUGCUGCGACGACGCCAUUUCGCUGGUGAAGUCCCUCCUGGUACUUGAUCCGCACGGGAGGCUCACGGCCAAGGCGGCCAUCCGGCAUCCGUAUGUGAGCCGCUUCCGGACCGCCUCCGCGGACAUGGAGCUGCGCGUGGACAUCCAUCCGCCGCUGAAGGACGACGUGCGGUACGGGGUGGACCAGUACCGCAACAACCUGUACGACAUGAUUGGUCUGGAGUCGCGGAGCAGUGCCAGGACGGUCAGCAAUGACACACCCUCCAGCAAUCGGGAGAUCUCGACGAAGCCCCUGCGCUCUGUGUCGCGGACCAGGUACCGUCGUCCCUAGCACAGGCGCGCCACCUCCACUGCAAUGGGCCCCACAUCCAAUCCCCGACAGCAUGACGCCUC
Messenger RNA from Drosophila rhopaloa, 3341 nucleotides. RefSeq names its product extracellular signal-regulated kinase 7 (gene Erk7). Bases 1858 to 3279 code for a protein of 473 amino acids. Gene Ontology annotation, biological process: intracellular signal transduction; protein phosphorylation. Lineage: Eukaryota; Metazoa; Arthropoda; Insecta; Diptera; Drosophilidae. The record is from RefSeq and is a predicted model, not a curated record. Gene Ontology annotation, molecular function: ATP binding; MAP kinase activity. The transcript is spliced from 9 exons. Gene Ontology annotation, cellular component: cytoplasm; nucleus.